AUGGCAACCUCGAUCAUUGCGCCGAAACGGCCAUUCCUCACCUUACCAUUCCUUCUCCCAUCUUGGACAGAUUCGCUUUCUUUAGGGACUCGGCGUUAUCAAUCGUCUUACCGCCGAACCAAGCAACGUCUUCGCGUCAAGCCAGAUGCUUCAUUUGGAUCUUCACAGCAAGUUGGCGAUCAUAUCAUCCACAAUCCGCCAUCCAGCGCCCCUUCGGUUUAUCACACCCCCAACAAGUUCCUCCCUUCCAAUGAUGCUCGGAAAGCAAUGCGGACCCAGGCUUCCGCAGGCUACAAGGCCAACGAGCUCCCCAAUAUCCACAAGGUCGAGGCAGAGAGGAAGUACCACCUGAACCCAUCCGACAUUGAAGAAAUCCGCAAGCUCCGGUUGGCAGACCCGAUGACGUGGAGUCGACACAAGCUGGCCAAACGCUUCGAGUGCUCACCACUGUUUAUUGCCAUGGUCUGCGAGGCCAGCGCUGAGAAGAAAGAAAUCCAGAAGCAAGUUUUGGAAGCUGUGCAAUCACGAUGGGGACCAAAGCGACGUAUGGCCCGUGAAGACCGACAGUUACGUCGGGCGGCAUGGGGCCGUGAUGAAUAA
Penicillium angulare is the source of this 600-nucleotide messenger RNA. Its product is annotated as mitochondrial 54S ribosomal protein mL58. The transcript has a single exon. Lineage: Eukaryota; Fungi; Ascomycota; Eurotiomycetes; Eurotiales; Aspergillaceae. The coding region runs from base 1 to 600 and encodes 199 amino acids. Gene Ontology annotation, molecular function: structural constituent of ribosome. Gene Ontology annotation, cellular component: mitochondrial large ribosomal subunit. The record is from RefSeq and is a predicted model, not a curated record.